This is a messenger RNA of Globicephala melas (long-finned pilot whale), 4113 nucleotides long. It is a transcript of the gene SMARCD3, whose product is annotated as SWI/SNF related BAF chromatin remodeling complex subunit D3. Lineage: Eukaryota; Metazoa; Chordata; Mammalia; Artiodactyla; Delphinidae. Gene Ontology annotation, molecular function: transcription coregulator activity. Gene Ontology annotation, biological process: regulation of transcription by RNA polymerase II. Gene Ontology annotation, cellular component: nucleus; SWI/SNF complex. The record is from RefSeq and is a predicted model, not a curated record.
CAGGGCUGCAGCGGCGCAGGCGCCGGGGCCGAGCCGAGCGCCGAGCUGGGAGCGAGCAGCCGCGCUCCGGGCCAGGGUCCCGGGGGAGCAGGGCACGUCCUCCCAGCUCUGGGCUGCUAACAUCUCCACUGCUGGCAUCUUCCUCCUCUCCUUGCCUCCCCUUCCUCCUCACCUUCUCAGAGUGGCCCUCUGGCCAACACCAACUACACGUGACCCUGAACUGCUCUCAAGCCCCGCCCCCGUAGAUCCUCCUCAGAAUGGCCCUUGGUGCUGCAGGCACGGUAGGCUCUGGGCCCGGGCACCGAGGGGGCACUGGAUGACUCCCCCACUGCAGGACGCAGCCACCUAUGACUCCAGGCCUUCAGCACCCACCCGCCGUGGCACAGCGCCCCGGGAUGCCGUCUGGAGCCCGGAUGCCCCACCAGGGGGCGCCCAUGGGCCCCCCGGGCUCCCCGUACAUGGGCAGCCCCGCCGUGCGACCCGGCCUGGCCCCCGCGGGCAUGGAGCCCGCCCGCAAGCGAGCAGCGCCCCCGCCCGGCCAGAGCCAGGCCCAGAGCCAGGGCCAGCCGGUGCCCACCGCCCCCGCGCGGAGCCGCAGUGCCAAGAGGAGGAAGAUGGCUGACAAAAUCCUCCCUCAAAGGAUCCGGGAGCUGGUCCCAGAGUCCCAGGCUUACAUGGACCUCCUGGCCUUUGAGAGGAAACUGGAUCAAACCAUCAUGCGGAAGCGGGUGGACAUCCAGGAGGCUCUGAAGAGGCCAAUGAAGCAAAAGCGGAAGCUGCGUCUUUAUAUCUCCAACACUUUUAACCCUGCGAAGCCCGAUGCUGAGGAUUCUGAUGGCAGCAUUGCCUCCUGGGAGCUGCGGGUGGAGGGGAAGCUCCUGGAUGACCCCAGCAAGCAGAAGCGGAAGUUUUCUUCCUUCUUCAAGAGUUUGGUCAUUGAGCUGGACAAAGACCUUUACGGCCCUGACAACCACCUAGUGGAGUGGCACCGGACGCCCACCACGCAGGAGACGGAUGGGUUCCAGGUGAAGAGGCCGGGUGACCUGAGCGUGCGCUGCACGCUGCUCCUCAUGCUGGACUACCAGCCUCCCCAGUUCAAACUGGAUCCCCGCCUGGCCCGCCUGCUGGGGUUGCACACACAGAGCCGCUCAGCCAUCGUCCAGGCCCUGUGGCAGUACGUGAAGACCAACAGGCUGCAGGACUCGCACGACAAGGAAUACAUCAACGGGGACAAGUAUUUCCAGCAGAUUUUUGACUGUCCCCGGCUGAAGUUUUCUGAGAUUCCCCAGCGCCUCACAGCUCUGCUAUUGCCCCCUGACCCAAUUGUCAUCAACCACGUCAUCAGCGUGGACCCAUCAGACCAGAAGAAGACGGCGUGCUAUGACAUUGAUGUGGAGGUAGAGGAGCCACUGAAGGGACAGAUGAGCAGCUUCCUCCUGUCCACGGCCAACCAGCAGGAGAUCAGCGCCCUGGACAGUAAGAUCCAUGAGACGAUUGAGUCCAUAAACCAGCUCAAGAUCCAGAGGGACUUCAUGCUAAGCUUCUCCAGAGACCCCAAAGGCUACAUCCAAGACCUCCUCCGCUCCCAGAGCCGGGACCUCAAGGUGAUGACAGAUGUGGCAGGCAACCCUGAGGAGGAGCGCCGGGCUGAGUUCUACCACCAGCCCUGGUCCCAGGAAGCUGUCAGCCGCUACUUCUACUGCAAGAUCCAGCAGCGCAGGCAGGAGCUGGAGCAGUCCCUGGUUGUGCGCAACACCUAGGAGCCCUGUGCGAGCACCAAACACCGCUGGGGGCCUCAGGCCCUGCCCUGUGCCCUAGGGCUCUGCCAUCACUCGACAGACGCCUCGCCUCACCUCUCUCGCCUCUCGGGUGAGGCAGGGACUGGAUUAAAGGUGUUCACCUGAUAACAGCCGUGUGGUCAUUGGUAACUGGGGAGGGAGGAGGCAGGGGAGGGCAGUGGGUCCCUCUGGGAAACUCCCCACCCCCUCCCUCAGAGUCUUCUUACUCCAUUUUCCCUAGACCUAAAAACAGUUCGGCAGAAGACACUUUUAAUGACAUUUUCUUAUUCGGAAAUACAGCAACAAGCCCUCCAUCUGUCCAUCCGUGUUGCCCCGCCUUGCCGGGGCCAAGGCCGAAGGGCCCUAAGUGGGGGCGCGGGGCCCCGGGCCGCGCUACGUGCUAUUGGCCUGCUCCUGUUCGAACAGAGCCACGGCGAGCUGCGCGCGGGCCCCCAGCCCCUCCAGGGUACUCAGGCGGCAGCGGUGGUAGAGCUCCUCGCUGAGCCGAGGGCUGCAGUCACGCACGGAGAACUUCUGCACCAGCCCUGGCUCCACGGCCCGGAAAAGGUGGAGCCCUGAGAACCGGAGGAAAACAUCCAUCACCUCCAGCCCCUCCAGGGCUUCCUCCUCUUCCUGGCCCGCCAGCUCACCAGCCAGCCGGGCUCGGGCCGCCAGGUAGUCAGCGUUGUAGAAGCAGCCCUCUGCAGAAGCCUGUCGGUCAAACCUGCCCCCAACGGGAGCCCCCCGGGCAGGCUCAGCACCAGGAGGGGACGGGGGGUCGGGGCCGGCCCCCGGGGGCCCUUGGGGAGAUCUCUGUGGUGCCAGGGCGGGGCUGAACUCCUGGAAGUGGACCGGGAAGAAGGCCUGCCAGCCGGAGAUGGCGUUCAUGCGGCAGCGGUUGAGGACCUCGGGCCCGGGCCUGGUCCACACGGUGGCGAGGAAGAAGAGCGUGUCCACGGGGUGCUUCUUAGAGACCACGUCCAGGAGCCGCACCUGGGAAGGGGCCUCCGCGCGCACAGCGAGCCAGGCCAGCCUCGUCCCAGGGUACCGUCGUUCCAACUCAGCCGCCGCAGCCUUCACCCCAAGAAACGGGUCCGGGGCCCCUCGGCCCCCUUCCCGCGGCCCAUAGACCAGCAACAGGGUGAGUAGGGCAUGCUCUCGCGGCUCCAGGACACCGGCUGCAAAGGCCUCCAGGAACGCAGGGGCCGCGGCGGCUUCGGCCACCAGCAGCGGCAGCACCAGCUGCACGCGGGUGGCCUCGGUGACGUAGGGCAUGGGGAGGAUCUCCACCCGGCUCAGGGGCCGCAGCAGGCUGACCCUGCGGGCCAGGGCCCGCCGGUGCCCGCGCUGCGUCACGGCUUCCAGCAGCAGGUCCAGGGUGUACUCCAUGCCCCGCGCUGGGUCAAAGCGCCGGUAGCCAUUGAGAAGCCGCUGCUUCUGGAAGCGCAGGCGGGGCUGAUAGCGCCGAUUCAGCUGCUCCAAAGCAGUCUCCACGGCGUCCCCCACAUCUGCCCUGCUAGCCCCUUGCAGUGGGCACUUGGGGGCCCCAUCUGCACAGGAGAAGGUGUGCUGCUCUGUGAAGUAGUCCCAGCCCAGCACCUCAAAACGCGAGUGCGGUGUAAAAGGGGCCGGGAGCCCAAUGGGCCAGCUCAGGCCUGCCUCCCCCUCCGGGGUCAGCAUGGUCAGGUUCCGGAUCUGAGCCUGGGUGGGAGGGACGCCCAGUUAGUGCCCCGCUAGGCAGUCAGGACCCUACCCCGCUCCGGCGUCCCGGGGCCUGAGGUGCCCUGGCCCCAGUAGCACUCAGUGAGGCUCAUCGCUUAAUUCCCUGUCCUCUACAUUCUCUAAUCGGGAAGGUGCAGAAGGCAUUCGAGUCACAGCCGCCUUUCACAACUGCUGUGAGGAGGCGGCGGUGGGAAACGUGCUUUCCUGGAGGUUAAAGCUCCCUGAAAUCUAAAGCUGGGCAUCUUCCUCUUCCAUACUCAACGCACUCGCGCUCUCUUCACAAAGAGCCCUUAGUUUUCACCUGUACCCCACCUCAGACAACCCCCGCGGUCAAGCAGAGAGUUCCUCUACCUUCUGCCCUUGGACCGUCUAAGGGCGGUGCUGGAGGUUCAGGGACUUCUAGGUUUUUGCCUCCUUGCUGGAGAGGAAUUAAAACUAUUCUGUCAGGACUUCCCUGGUGGUUAAGACUCCGAGCUUCCACUGCAGGGAGCACGGGUUUGGUCCCUGCUCGGGGAACUAGGAUCCUGCGAGCUGCGCAGGGGGGCCAAAAAAUUCAAAAAUUAAAAAAACACUAUUCUUAGACUCCAAUAAAGAUGUUAAAAACAAACAUUAA